Messenger RNA from Cloeon dipterum, 866 nucleotides. RefSeq names its product lesswright (gene lwr). The record is from RefSeq and is a predicted model, not a curated record. The coding region runs from base 73 to 552 and encodes 159 amino acids. Gene Ontology annotation, molecular function: SUMO conjugating enzyme activity. The transcript is spliced from 4 exons. Gene Ontology annotation, biological process: protein sumoylation. NCBI's taxonomy places the organism in Eukaryota, Metazoa, Arthropoda, Insecta, Ephemeroptera, Baetidae. Gene Ontology annotation, cellular component: nucleus.
CGAAAAAACAGGCGCAAGACCGCAAGUCUUUACACUAAGCAUCCAGCGAGGUCAACGUUGUAAGUUGAGAUCAUGUCUGGGAUAGCAAUUGCCCGUCUCGCCGAAGAGCGCAAAGCAUGGCGCAAGGACCAUCCAUUUGGGUUCGUCGCCAGACCGACCAAAGGCAAUGACAACAAUCUGAACCUGAUGGUGUGGGAGUGCGCAAUCCCUGGCAAGAGAGGAACUCCCUGGGAGAAUGGAGUUUACAAGCUGCGAAUGAUUUUCAAGGAAGACUACCCAUCCAGCCCACCAAAAUGCAAAUUCGAACCACCUCUCUUCCACCCAAAUGUCUACCCGUCAGGAACUGUUUGCUUGUCAUUGCUGGAUGAGGAAAAGGACUGGCGUCCGGCCAUAACCAUCAAACAAAUUCUGCUUGGAAUCCAGGACCUGCUGAAUGAACCCAACAUUAAGGACCCUGCACAGGCUGAGGCUUACACCAUUUACUGCCAAAACCGACUUGAAUACGAAAAGAGGGUUCGCGCUCAGGCCAGAGCGAUGUCUGUAGCUGAAUAAACAAACUUCUUUGACACUGAACUUCCCAUAUUGUGGAUCUUUAACAUGAACAAUUUUGAUCUUCGACUAAGUGCGUUGAGCAACAAUUGUUUUUCAUGAUGUUCUCAUAGACUUGUGUUGUGGUAAAAAGUGUUCUCGCCACAAUCACCAAUACUAUUGAUUUGUUUAGAUCAAAUAAUUCAGACCAUGGGAAUAAUUUUAUUGCUUUAGGUACUCAAUAUUUUCAUAAUUAAUCUGCAGUUCACUGUUGUAUUAUUUCAAUCUUUAGUUUCCACUGUAAGUUUCGAAUUAAUAAAUUAUAAUGUUCAUAAUUA